UGCCGCGGCUGGCUGCCUGGCGUUGGCUGCUCGCAUCGAGCGCCUCCCUUUGAAAUCGACCCCCUCCAUUUUUUUUUUUUAACCAGGUAUGAUGAUGUCAAACGUGAUGCUGAUGCUACAGUUACAGACACGGCCCCUGCUGGCGCAGCCUCUCUGAUUCUCUCUUCCUCUCCGCGUCCAGCGCUGGGCUUUUUCAGACAAGUGCAUCUCCUAACCAGGUCACAUCUCAGCCGCGACCCACUAUCCGACUGUCGCCCGAGUCAGACCACGCAGGAGAAGGGCUGAGGAAGACGACAGCGUUUGCUCCGACUACCGUGGGGUGGGAGAAAAGGCACUAAAAUACUGCCGAAGUCAGGACCCCCCAGGUCGAGCCCAGACCGCGAUGCGUGCCCCGGGCUGCGGGCGCCUGGCGCUGCCGCUGCUGCUGCUCCUCGUGGCGGCGGCCUUGGCUGAGAGCGACGCCAAAGGGAUCAAGGAGGGCGAGACCCCCGGCAAUUUCAUGGAGGACGAGCAAUGGCUGUCGUCCAUCUCUCAGUACAGCGGCAAGAUCAAGGACUGGAAUCGCUUCCGAGACGACGACUACAUCAAGAGCUGGGAGGACAAUCAGCAAGGAGAUGAAGCCCUGGACACCACCAAGGACCCCUGCCAGAAGGUGAAAUGCAGCCGUCACAAAGUGUGCAUCGCCCAGGGUUUCCAGCGGGCCAUGUGUAUCAGCCGCAAGAAGCUGGAGCACAGGAUCAAGCAGCCUGCCCUGAAACUCCAUGCAAGCAAAGAUACCACCUGCAAGCCCUGUCACAUGGCCCAGCUUGCCUCUGUCUGCGGCUCUGACGGCCAUACUUACAGCUCGGUGUGUAAGCUGGAGCAGCAGGCCUGCCUGAGCAGCAAGCAGCUGACGGUGAGGUGUGAGGGCCCCUGCCCUUGCCCCACGGAGCAGGCCGCCACCUCCACCACGGACAGCAAGCCAGAGACCUGCACGGGCCAGGACCUGGCUGACCUGGGGGAUCGGUUGCGGGACUGGUUCCAGCUCCUCCAUGAGAACUCCAAACAGAAUGGCUCAGCCAGCAGUGGAGCCAACCCGGCCAGUGGCCUGGACAAGAGCCUGGGGGCCAGCUGCAAGGACUCCAUCGGCUGGAUGUUCUCCAAGCUGGACACCAGUGCCGACCUCUUCCUGGACCAGAUGGAGCUGGCUGCCAUCAACCUGGACAAGUACGAGGUCUGCAUUCGCCCUUUCUUCAACUCCUGCGACACCUACAAGGAUGGCCGCGUCUCUACCGCUGAGUGGUGCUUCUGCUUCUGGAGGGAAAAGCCCCCCUGCCUGGUGGAGCUGGAACGCAUUCAGAUCCAGGAGGCUGCCAAGAAGAAGCCAGGAGUCUUCAUCCCGAGCUGCGACGAGGACGGCUACUACCGGAAGACGCAGUGCGACCAGAGCAGCGGUGACUGCUGGUGUGUGGACCAGCUGGGCCUGGAGCUGACCGGCACCCGCACGAACGGGAGCCCCGACUGCGAUGACAUCGUGGGCUUCUCAGGAGACUUUGGGAGCGGUGUCGGCUGGGAGGACGAGGAGGAGAAGGAGACAGAGGAAGCGGAGGAAGCGGGUGAAGAGGCUGAGGAGGAGGAGGGCGAGGCAGGCGAGGCAGACGACGGAGGCUACAUCUGGUAGACGGUCCUCGGGGGGGCCGCAGCAGGGGGACAGGCCAGCUGAGACCUGGAGAGAAGCAGGCAGCUUAUGAAUGGAUCCGGAUAAAUCAACUGGAAGGACCCUGGCUUCAGCAGGAAGAGCGGAAGUGUGAGUGUGCAUGGCAUGCCUGUGGCCCGGACGUAAGAAUGCCUGUGUGUGCGUGUGUGUGCGCGCGUGUGUGUAGCAUGCACUGACAAACGUGUCCUUGGUCCACACUGCUCCUGGCAGAGUGAGUCACCCAAAGACCUUUGGCCUCCUUGUAGUUAUUUUCUUUUCAUUUGUUGUUAGUUUUCAAAUACACAUGUUCACAUAUACACAGCCACUGAAAGGUCAAAACUGAUGACAUGAGACGCCUCUCCAGCCAUGUCCCCUAGCUGCAUCCAGGCCCGCCCUGACACCCAUGUCCCGAUUGGCCACCCUCGGCUCAGCCAGCCCUGACUCUUCCCGCCCCUGCCUGCCCUCCUUCCUCCCCAUUCUGAGGUCAAGCUCUGGCCUGCUGGCAUGUCCCCAUCGCAGAGGGGAGGGAGGCCAAGGAGCUGUCUGCUGGCUGGGAGUCUUCCCAAAGCUCGGCCAAUUUGGCUGUGCCAGCCCCUCCCGCCUCAGAUGGGAUGGGCCAGGACACCCACCCCAGCAAGCGCUUUCCCUUUGCGGGACUCCCCAGCACCAGAGAAACUCUCCUGCCCUAAGCCCGUGUGACUGAGGUGGCCAAGGAGGAGCUGGGGGCACAAGCUGAGGAGCAGGGGGAGGGAAGGCCUUGUCACGCUGCCUGGGGCUGAAGCGGGGUGGGGAGCGGAUGGGGCUGACGGGCAGGGAGUGGCCGCCCUUGCAAAGCCGGACAGGACAGCCCUGAAUAAAAGACCCAGAAUAGUCCAGCCUCUUUCUGUGGGUCUCGGGGUGGGGGGCAUUCCCUUGGGGACAGUGGGUGGUUGUUAUGUAAGUUAGCUCUGCCUGGCCAUGUGAGGUGCCACCUCUGCCCCUGUCCCCUUUGCUGGGGUCCCCUGGUCCACUCUGGGAGCCUGAGGAUCAGGCCUUUGCUGGGGUGUAUGUGUGCACCCACCUCCUCCCUGACCCCUUAAUAAACGCUGCCCUCCCACGCAGACCAGUAGAAAGGGUUCUCCCUGAGACCCUGAGAAGGAGGAGCAGAGGAAACCUGCAGCCUCCGCCUGCCGAGACCUUGACCUUUUCCCAUCUUGCCUCCUCAAGGGGGAGGCACUUCGGUGCCAUGAGCCAUUUCCAGCCUCACUCCUCAGCUCCUGGCGUUUGCCCUGUCCCCUCUGAGGGCCCCCUGAGGCUGCUGUAACGGAGGGGCUUCUCCAGGCUCUGAAGUAAGUGUUCUGGAGUUGUGAAAAGUCAGAGGGGAGGGACUGGGACAGCCAGGCCCUGAGGCCGCACCUUGCUGUUCCCCCAAAUCUCUUUACCAGGUGGGAGCUGGGGUCGAUGAGAAGGUGCCCGUGCCUCCCCCACCCCAACUUGUCUAGUUCUCCCUCUUGAAGUAAAUCCCUAACUCCGCUGGUGAAGGACUUCUUACCCAGGCUUGGGCCUCUGACGCCCUUCGGUGCGCGGUGAGGGCGGUGUGAGUGUGUGUGAGAGUGUGUGUCUGUGUGUGUGUGUGCACGUGUGUACAUGCACUCACUUCGCGUGACACUCGGGGCCAUCCGUGGAAGCCCGGGAUGUGAGGAAAGGCACCCUACGUGCUGGGUGGGUGGCAAGGUGUGGCUACUGCCUGGUGAGGUUCCCUGCACAAGGCCCCGGCCUGAGCCUCCCCGGCUUCUGCAGCGUCCGCCGCACCUGUUGGACUUGAUGGAAGAACCUCAGCCAGUCUGUCCCUUCACUCCGCCCUGGAUUCACACCUUCCAAGUCUUCUCUUGGGGAAAAUAAUGACACUCCAGUUAGCCUCAUAAACCGCUUCUCAUUCUGCAGCACAGGUUCUGAUCACUAUGGUGUCAUGCUGUUCCAGAUCCCCCGUGUCCCGUGUGCCCGCUCCCCCCUCCCCUGUCCUCCCACCUCCUCCCUCUGGUCCCCAGCUCAGCUCAGUUCAGGGAAAUGUUCACAUUAGCCCUCUGCUCUCUGAGCAGCCACUUCUCUCACUCGGAGCUACUUGAAACUUCCUGCGCUCUCUAGGAUUGAAGCCUGUCUGUCUCUUCCUCUGCCCCAGUCAGGCUUCGGGGAUGUCCUCCUGGGGGCAGUGGUUGAGGACGCAGAGGCACUCUGGGGCGGGAGGGCCGGGGGGGGACGGGCGCCUUUCCCCCUCACUGUCACCCUCCUCUCCAGCGGGGCGGGUAUACUCCCUCUGUGUCUCUGGGUCUUCUGGUUGUGCACGUUUUUAUGACCUUGUAAAUACGUUGUAGAAAGAAAGCGAAAGGCGCUGAACUGGACCCUGGUGGACUCAAGAGCCCAGCCUUGCCCUGUCCCCAGAGCCCCCACACUGCUAUUUAUCCCGCUCUCGAAACCGAGCCCCCCAAAGCUAGAUGAAGCAGCUCGUUCCCAGUGGGCUAAAGGCCCCCAAGCGACUCUCCUCAGGCACGCUGCAGGUUUCCUCGUGAGCAGGGUUACCGCGGGGUCGUUCCUCGGCUCCUGGGAUUCAUGCCCUUGACAAGCUGCCCACCGCCUGGCCCCUCCCAUGCCCCUCUACUUGGAUGUCCUCUGUCCACCCUGUCCCCAUUCCCCCGGUGUAUGCAGGCAGUGGAAAAGAGCUCAACCAAAAUUUUCAAAGAAGAGUUGCUUGCGGGCCCUGGGGCUGCCUGAGACCUCCUCUCCCGCGGGUGCUGGGAGAGACGGUCCGUCUCAGAUGGGGUGGUUUGGAGUUGGAGAGAACAGAUGUGCCUUGAGAGACCACUUACGGAGCGUCCAAGGGUGAGGAGGGAGGAGGCAUGGCGUGGAGCUCAGGAAGGAGGAGGGGGAGGUGACGUUGAUGAGAAUGUGACGGGUUAUCACAACGGCCCCUGUUGUCCCAAUGGGGCUGUGACCUUCUGGGGUCAGUGGUCACCCUUCUUUCCUCAUGCCAGCCUGUCUAGUUUUAGUGGGCAGGCCACUCACUCAGCCUUUCAUGAGCUGCAUCUUCUUCCCAUUCACCUCUGAGUGGGUGGGUCCAUUGGGAUCAACAUACGAACCUCCAUUUCACCAAAGCCUCCCCCUCAGCCACUGGGGAGAAAGAAUGGCGAAUCCGCUGACACCUGGCAUCAUCGUGAGGCUGUGGGUGGCAGGGGUAAAAGGGAAGAGCCGCUAGGGGUGCAAGAGGGGACUCAAGACAUCCCAAGGAAGUCCCAAGCAGAGCAAACUGCUUUAUAGCCUGAAGCUACUUAAAUUAAACUGUGUCAUGUGCAAUAACUGAGCUUAGAGUUAAGAAUUGUGUUCAAGUGCUUGGAUUUCCGUCUGUAUAUUUAAGUGCUGAAAUUGUAUCUCUCAGUAAUUUUAGAUGUCUUUUUAAAAAAAAUCAAAAAACAAAGUGUUAGACCGUGUGUGUGCAUUGAUGGGCACUCAAGCGUCCCGUGGAUCACCCCCCCCCUCCCUUCCCCGGGGCCCCCACCCCUCACACCCGAGCCCCCGCCUCCACUUGGGGCCCCUGCCUCGUGUUGUCUUUAUCUGCCUAUUACUCAGCCUAAGGAAACCAGUACACUCCACACAUGCAUAAAGGAAAUCAAAUGUUAUUUUUAAGAAAA
Messenger RNA from Pteronotus mesoamericanus, 5337 nucleotides. RefSeq names its product SPARC (osteonectin), cwcv and kazal like domains proteoglycan 2 (gene SPOCK2). Gene Ontology annotation, biological process: anatomical structure development. The coding region runs from base 383 to 1660 and encodes 425 amino acids. Gene Ontology annotation, molecular function: calcium ion binding; protein binding; collagen binding. The record is from RefSeq and is a predicted model, not a curated record. The transcript is spliced from 10 exons. NCBI's taxonomy places the organism in Eukaryota, Metazoa, Chordata, Mammalia, Chiroptera, Mormoopidae.